Molecule: messenger RNA, 2247 nt
Organism: Dreissena polymorpha
Lineage: Eukaryota; Metazoa; Mollusca; Bivalvia; Myida; Dreissenidae
Product: multiple epidermal growth factor-like domains protein 11
Exons: 4
Coding region: 322-1284 (320 amino acids)
Molecular function (GO): scavenger receptor activity
Source: RefSeq, a predicted model, not a curated record
GUGUGUGCCGUCUGUCCUAAUAACUGCUUAGGAUGUUUAAAUGCAAUAUCGUGUCAAACCUGUAGGCCUGGAUACACUGGAAGUGUAUGUGAACAUACUAUCAACUGCGCUCUCGACAACUGCAUAUGCACACCUGAAAGCACGUGCAAUGAAUGUAAACAUGGAUAUUAUAAUACAGCUAAUAACUGCACAAAUAUUUGCUUUAUUAACUGUUUGACGUGUACCGAUAAAACCACUUGCAUCACAUGCAAACAGGGUUGGUAUGGAACGUCAUGUGAAUUUACAUGCUCUGAAGGAUGCGACGGAAGAUCAUGUAAUAAAAUGGACGGGACGUGUAGCUGUGCUGCUCACUUUACAGGACCAAAAUGUGACAAGUGCGUGCUUGGAAGAUACGGUAUGUCAUGUGAAAUGCUGUGCUCCAAUAAAUGCGUCGAUGGAUCAUGUAACAAAUUAGACGGAUUGUGUGUUUGUAAAACAAACUUUGCAGGAUCAAAAUGCAAUCAGUGCGUACCUGGACGGUACGGUACGUCUUGUCACAAACAGUGCUCAGAUGGCUGCAUUUCCCGCGCGUGUAACAUAAUUGAUGGAAAUUGCACGUGUUUGGUUAAUUUUUCUGGCGAUACAUGUGAAGAUUGUGUCACAGGCAAGCAUGGUUUACUUUGCGACAAGACAUGUUCGACAGGAUGCGACAGGAAUGGUUGCAAUCAAAUGAACGGAAGCUGUUCUUGCGUUGAGGAAUACACAGGACCAACAUGCGAGCAAAUUAGAAGUAACUCUAGCACAACAUGCAUUGCAAACUGUUUAACCUGUAAUCAGACGAACGGAUGGUGCUUAUCAUGCGCCUCAAAACAUAUGUUUGGAUUUACUUGCGAUUUCGAGUGUAGCAAGCAUUGCCUUAACCAGUCUUGUUCCAUAAAUGGCGACUGCCACCUGGGAUGUGCUUUAAACUUCUACGGUAAGAAGUGCGACAUCCCAUGCCCAAACAAAUGUGCUGAAGUUGAGACGGGCUCUAGAUGUUCGCAGGAGAACGGCGUUUGCAAGAAUGGCUUAACAGGGACAUCUGAAACUGGAACACUGGAAAACAAGUCGGUGGAAACUGCUGGAAUUGUAGGAGGAGUGGCAGUCGUUGUUAUUGUAGGAUUGGUUCUGGCUGGAGUACUGGUGUACGUCCGUACAAGACGCAAUCAACGGCUGCAAUCUUCGGAAUACGAAACAACCCAAGUGCGUUCGAAAGAAGCUACAGGUACAGAUCUUCAUGUAUAUGCUGGACUCGACGAAAGAUAAACAGAUCACAGGAACCAGAGAUUUAAUAACACAACAGAAGCUAGCAUCAUUAACCUGUUGGUGCGAUAAGCUAUGGCUACCAAGCGUAUGUUUAUAACAGCCGUGAAUAACGUUCAAAAAAGUGAAUUAUUUUACAUCGUUCAACUCAAUAUGUGUAUGGUACACAUAUAUGGACUUUAUUUUUUUUUAUAAAUUUAGAUUGACAUUUUGAUGUGUUUAUCUUUGGGACCAUGAACAUUAAAGUUUCGGCAUAACACAAGGACCAUGAUGUACAUUGUUAUAUGUUUUUGUAUAUGAUAUAUUGUUGUAUUAAUUUAUUAUGUGUACUUUAUUUUGGUAAUUGUAAACAAACUGUAACAUAGUCUUUGAAGCACAAUAAGCGUACGCCGACAGCUCCAUUUCGUUUUUAUUGCCUUUUUUUAAUUCUGACACAACGUUGUCCAAUGUCUGUACAAUAUUCUGAACUAGAAGAUUAAUACGGCCUAACGGCUCGGGGCAAACCCGUGACAAUAUCAAAUUGUGUGCCUUCUAUAUCCGGUUUUGUGCGUGGUAACUGACUAACUACUCCAGCUGAAUAUAUUGAUAUAGAUUGUAACACUCAAUGGUGACAUGUGCAAUUUCCGACGGGAACGUGUUCAAAAUUACGUGUCUAAAGGUAGCGACGUAACAUGACGCAUGUAAUUGACAUAUAUGGGCGUCCGCCCGUCAUUUACAUGAAAUUAUACAACAAUAAAUUGUCCGCAUGCUUACCCAAUAUAUGACUAAUCAGCGGAACAAGCCAUGGGUAAUUAACUUGGUGUAUUCUUCUCGUACAGUUUGACGUUUACUUAUGGUGUUUGUUCUCAAAUCUAUUUAGGUAGACACGAUAUUGAACCUAAUGCAAAACAAACAUAAAUUAAUAUUAUCUUUAGUAAUAUAUCUUAGGUACUAUGUGACAAUACAUUAUAUUGUAAUACUAUAUUA